Magallana angulata is the source of this 2182-nucleotide messenger RNA. RefSeq names its product cytochrome P450 2C8-like. NCBI's taxonomy places the organism in Eukaryota, Metazoa, Mollusca, Bivalvia, Ostreida, Ostreidae. Gene Ontology annotation, biological process: xenobiotic metabolic process. The record is from RefSeq and is a predicted model, not a curated record. The transcript is spliced from 4 exons. Gene Ontology annotation, molecular function: heme binding; iron ion binding; oxidoreductase activity, acting on paired donors, with incorporation or reduction of molecular oxygen, reduced flavin or flavoprotein as one donor, and incorporation of one atom of oxygen. Gene Ontology annotation, cellular component: cytoplasm; intracellular membrane-bounded organelle. The coding region runs from base 280 to 1749 and encodes 489 amino acids.
GGUAUGUGACAUGGCCGAGUUGUUACGAUUGUCUUAUAGUAUAGGAGGUCAAAAUAUGGAACGGGCCGUAUAAGAUAUUUACAACGUACGUUUUAUUCGCCGCGUUGUACACUGUAAUAGCUAAUUGGCAUUUCAUCAGAAUAAAAAAAACCCACAGGACUACUGUAUUUAAGCAACGGCAGCUUAGGUCCAAACGCACUCUGUUUAUGGGAUAUUCUAUCGGUACGUGUGUAACGUUACUUAAAUUGUGUGAAGAGAGAAGGAAACCAUUAUCGUGAGAUGUUUGAUUUUUGGACGAUUUUCCUGGCGGUUGUUGUUGGGAUUUUGUAUAUCUGGUGGAAGAAUACAACGAGGGAUGCAGUCCUACCCCCGGGGCCCCCUACGGUCCCUUUCCUAGGGAAUCUCCUCAGUGUGAAUCCGGAGACAGUGUUGGAUACAUUCCAGGAAUAUCGACGGAAAUAUGGAGAAGUAUUUAGUCUGAUCACGGGCUCCAAGACCCUUGUUGUGAUCAGUGGAUAUGAUACCCUGAGAGAGAUAUUCAUAAAACAUGGAGACGUGACGUCAGAAAGGCCCGAUAUUUUUAUUACUAGGGAAGUUGGAAAAUUUAAAGGUGUAGCCACCUCCUCAGGUGCGCUGUGGAAAGAACACAGAACCUUUUCUUUGAACACACUAAGGGAAUUUGGAUUUGGAAAACGUAGCUUGGAGACUAGAAUUAUCGAGGAAAUAGAAGUUUUUGUUCAAGAAAUUCAAUCGAAAAAGGGAGAACCAUUUAACAUACACUCCUUGAUUAAUGUCUGUAUCUCCAACAUCAUGUGUUCCAUCACCUUCGGUAAACGAUAUGACCACGACGAUAAAAAAUUCCUUUCUCUUCUGAAUUCAAUCAACCAAAAUCUUAGCAACGAGAACGUCAUGUUUGUGGCCACUGUCUUACCCUUUAUAAGGUAUAUUCCUGGAGAUCCAUUUCGAAUUAAAAAGGUGUUGAGAAAUGUUGAUAAGGUGGAAAAUCAUCUUCGGCAACUCGUGGACGAACAUGAACAGAUUUAUGAUGAGAAUAACUUGCGAGACUACGUUGACGUUUUCCUGAAAAAGAUGAAAUCGGAACGGAACAAUCCAAAUACAACAUUUGAUGAAGAUCAGCUGUUGAAGAUCGUGGGUGAACUCUUUGUUGCUGGAACUGAAACAACCUCAACUGCCAUUCGAUGGUUCUGCUUGUUCAUGAUCAGACAUCCGGAAGUACAAGAAAAGAUGCGCAAUGAAAUCAAUGACGUCAUUGGUACUUCCCGUUUCCCUAGUUUGGAAGAUAAGCAAAAUCUUCCCUAUUGCGAGGCAGUCAUUCACGAAACACUCCGCAUUGGAACCAUUGCGCCUUUAUCUGUUCCACAUGGGUUAGCAAGUGAUCUGAAGUUCAACGGGUUUACCAUUCCUAAAGAUGCACUUCUUAUUCCAAAUUUGUAUUCUGUUUUCUUUGACGAAAAGAUCUUUCCAGACCCAUAUGAUUUUAAACCCGAGAGAUUUUUGGAUGAAAAGGGCAACCUUAAAAACACUGAUAAAGUAUUGGCAUUUUCGCUUGGUCGCCGAGUUUGUCUCGGAGAAGCUUUAGCAAGAAUGGAACUCUUUCUGUUUGUGACGUCAUUAAUUCAGAGAUUCACCUUAGAGGCCGGUGACAUAAAGAAUAUUCCGUCAGAGAAAGGCACUAUGGGUAUUACGUAUGCUCCAAAAGACUUUGUUUUGAAAGCAGUUCCGACAUAGACUAAUUCAAUUUUGGCUGUGGAAUGUAAAAUCAUGAUAUUCGUACACUAUUUAAUUCAUGGUAUUGCAUGUAUUCAUUAAUAAGACAUAUAGGGAUAUACGUGUAUUUCGUUGAAACGAUGGACCAGGUUAAAGGGGACACGUUCCUUCACUUUACUAUUACAUGUAUUUUAUACAGAAAAGUGAAUAUGAAAUCUAAGAUAGUCGGCAGUCCCCAGGUCCUUCGCAUUUCAGUCACAAAAUAACGAGACUUCAUGUUUGUCAUUCGGAUUCCAUACCUACCUCAAAAACAACGAGCGAAUACGAAUGGAAUAUUUGUGGCUUAUGACAGUCUCAAAGAUCAGAAUUCAGUUUUUGUCAAUUAGUUUAGAUUACUUUCAUUGUUUUCCAUGACACAUGUAAAAUAAAGAAAUUAAAAAAAGAAGGACAAUGA